This is a messenger RNA of Diaporthe amygdali, 957 nucleotides long. RefSeq lists its product as uncharacterized. NCBI's taxonomy places the organism in Eukaryota, Fungi, Ascomycota, Sordariomycetes, Diaporthales, Diaporthaceae. The transcript is spliced from 2 exons. The coding region runs from base 1 to 957 and encodes 318 amino acids. The record is from RefSeq and is a predicted model, not a curated record.
AUGAAGUUCAAUUCUAUCAUCGCAGUCGGCGCAGCCCUGCAAACGACUGUCUCGGCUGUUGCGAUACCCGAAACCUCCGACCUCACAUCGCUCGCCACCACACAACACCAACAGCGCGACUCCGACGACUCGCUCUACACCGACCUAUGGAAGCGUAGAGGCGGCGGCGGCUCAGGCGGAAGGGGAGGAGGCAGCUCGGGAUCAGGGUCAUCAGGCAGCAGUUCGUCUUCAGGAUCUGGCAGCUCGUCUGGCUCAAGCUCAGGCAGCGGCAGCUCUUCCUCUGGCUCUAGUUCUGGAAGCUCAUCGUCGUCCGGCAAAACAGGUUCCUCGGGCAGUUCGUCUUCCUCGUCAGGCUCCUCGAGCGGCUCGUCAGGUGGCCGCGGCGCCGCCUCCUCGUCCUCCUCCUCCGGCGGCAGAACAACGACCGGAUCAGGCGUAUCACCCUCAUACGGCGGCGGGCGGUACUACGGCGGCGGCACGACGGUGCCCUACCGCGCGGGCUCGCGCUCGACGGGCGGCAUCGUGCCCUUCGUGCUGGUGGGCGGGCUCGCAGCCGUGGCCUUCUGGCCGGGCGUGUGGUACCACCCGCCAUACCUGUACCCGUACGCGCACCCCUGGAACUACCACAACCAGACGUCGAACCAAAACGAGACCAAGCCUGUCACCUGCGGCUGCGACCCUUACCAGGUGUGCGGCUGCGACGACAACUCCAACCAGACCUACAUCGACAGCGUCGUCGGCAACGGCAGCUACAACUCGCUCAACCGCAGCCUCGUCUCCAUCGGCGAUGUGAACGGCACCGAGACCAUCCUCAUCAACGGCACCCUGCCCAACGGCACCACAGCCAGCGGCGGCACCGAGUCGCCCAACGCCGCUGCCGGUAUGAGGUACAUGGCCCAGGCGGCCGGCUGGUGGCCCCUGGUCGCCACGGCCGCGGCCAUGGCCUUCUUUGCUUGA